CAUGUCAGAAUGUGAAAACCACUCAAGUCCAGAAUGAACAAAAGUAAUCUGAUGGUGCAAGAAUUCAUCAUGAUUGGCUUCCCAGGAAUUCAGGACCGAUUCAGCAAAAAUAUUCUUUUUGGUGUCCUGCUUGUGGUGUAUCUCUGUAUCAUUCUUGGUAAUCUUCUCAUAAUGCUUGCUUUUCUAGCUGACCAGACCAUGCACACCCCCAUGUACCUGCUAAUAUUUAGCCUUGCUAUGUUAGAUUUGAUGAGCUCCACUACCACGGUUCCAAAUCUGUUUGUUGUUCUCACUUCAGACUUGGCUGUGAUUUCCAUCACCGACUGUUUCAUUCAAAUGUUCUUCUUUGGAGUACUGAAGGCAGCUGAGGCCUUUCUACUGGGCCUCAUGGCUUAUGACCGGUAUAUAGCCAUCUGUAGGCCUCUACACUAUUUCUCAAUUAUAAAUAACAAUCUGGUUUUGAAACUAAUCAUUUGCUGUUGGGCCAUUGCCUUCGUCCUUGUUGCCAUUCCCACUAUUGUAGCCUUCAAACUGCCAUUCUGUGGCCCCAACAAACUUGCCCAUUUCUUUUGUGAGCAUUCCACAGUGGUAAAGUUAGCUUGUGGCUAUGACCUCAUCGUCUCUUAUGCUAGCAUCACUUUAGGUCUUAGUGUGAAAUUAGGACCUUUGUUUUACAUCGUUUAUUCCUAUGUAAGGAUUCUCAAGUCAGUUUUCAAAAUUGAGAGCUCACAUGGGCGACUCAAAGCUCUGUCUACUUGCACCUCACACCUGAUGGUCAUUUUUGUCUUCUAUUUGGUAGGUACAGGUGUCGUAAUUACAAAUUCAGUUCCUGGCAGCUCUGAAGAUGUGCGCAUCAUGGCAGCCCUCCUCUAUAAUGUGAUGCCACCUUUAAUUAAUCCAAUAAUCUACUCCUUGAAGACUACAGAGAUGCAGGCCCAUUUUGUGAAGUUGAUAAAAACGAAAAACACACCUCAGAGACAUUAAACCGUGGCCGAAACACGUGAAUCUGACUUUCAUAGA
Molecule: messenger RNA, 1020 nt
Organism: Erpetoichthys calabaricus (reedfish)
Lineage: Eukaryota; Metazoa; Chordata; Cladistia; Polypteriformes; Polypteridae
Product: olfactory receptor 10A3-like
Exons: 1
Coding region: 34-984 (316 amino acids)
Biological process (GO): G protein-coupled receptor signaling pathway
Cellular component (GO): membrane
Molecular function (GO): G protein-coupled receptor activity; olfactory receptor activity
Source: RefSeq, a predicted model, not a curated record